AUGAAGGCCGUCGUAAUUCUCGCUUUUGCCACCCUUGGCCUAGCCGGUGCCGUUGGAAAGGGACACGGAGGCUCCGGAGGUGGUCGGGGAGGCCCUCCCGGCAAAGGCCAUGGGAGACCUCACCCUCCCAAGCCUACACCCAAAGUCUGCAACCCGAUGGACAGCUGUAACCGCGAGAUCCUCGGUCUUGGUCGCAAGCCCGUCGCCCUUGAGACCCGCAGCGCCGACUGCGCUGAGUACCUGAAGGUCACCGUCACUGGCGCUCAGCGCACCUGGACUGAGACCAUCUAUACUACCUCCGGCCAGAUCGCAACUACCCCUGCCCCGGCUCCCGUUGUCACCGCCGCCCCCAAGCCUGUCCCUGCCUACGCUGACGAGUGCCGUCGUGAUGAUGACUACGCCUCCGCCUGCGGCUGCCUCAGCGUCAACGUCACCACCACCACAGUCCGCGCCGCGCCCGCGUACGAAUAUCACUUCGGUCCUGCCGAGAACUGUGAUGAGAUCGCCGUCCGCGAGAUUCCCGAGUGUGCUCACGAGUGCUUCAACACCCUCACCCCGGCGUGGGGCUGCACCGGCAUCAGAGAUAUGGAGUGCCAGUGCGGUGUCAACUUCCAACCUAUUGCUAUGGCCAUGGGCGAGUGUGUUCUUGAGCGCUGCACCCAACAGGAGUACAAUGCUGUUUACCCUGCUGGCCUCAACGCCUGCCGCUGCGCUGCUGCCUCUGCCAACCUCCCCCAGCCUACCAUCAUUCUUUAA
Podospora anserina S mat+ is the source of this 756-nucleotide messenger RNA. RefSeq lists its product as uncharacterized. The transcript is spliced from 2 exons. The record is from RefSeq and is a predicted model, not a curated record. NCBI's taxonomy places the organism in Eukaryota, Fungi, Ascomycota, Sordariomycetes, Sordariales, Podosporaceae. Bases 1 to 756 code for a protein of 251 amino acids.